GGCCGACGAGGCCACGAUCUCGCCUCUCGGCACGGCACAGGAGGAGAGACCUAUCCACUCCUCCAUGCGGCAUCGCGCCUCACUUCCCAGCCACUACUCGCCACCACCCCCAGCGAACUAACCUCGCCGUGGAAACGAACACCCCCGACGAACACCUCGCUCCUCCUCGGGCAGACAGCGGCACGGCGCGCGGCCCCCCGUACCAUGCCGUGACGGCCGGAAGCCACCACGCCACUUUCCACCGCCGCCGCACAUGCACCCCAUGGCCGUGGCAGUGGCCGCCGCCGUCUCCUGCCCGCGCCCCGUCCCCGGGGCCGGGCGUAUGCGUAUCCACCUCUCCGCUUCCGCACUUGUGGCCCGUGGCCGUGGCUGCGGGGUGGCGGUGAGGGCCCGCGGGCAGGGCGCGACCACGCCCGACCCGGCUGCCAUCCUGAGGCGGCCGGCGGUGGCGACGACGGCGGCUACGGAGGAGGACGAGGUGAUGGAGGAGGAGCGGGAGAGCGAGGCGGAGUCCUCGCUGGGUGGUGGUUCGAGGGAGGACGAGGCGACGGAGGAGGGGAGAAGUAAGUUGCCGGAGAGGGAGUGGGUGGAUUGGGAGGACCUCAUCCUCGAGGACACCGUGCCCCUCGUUGGCUUCGUCCGGAUGAUUCUGCACUCCGCCAAGUAUGAAAAUGGUGAUCGGCUGAGCCCUGAACAUGAAAAGGCAAUUUUGGAACGAUUGCUUCCUUAUCACCCACAAUACGAGAAGAAAAUUGGAUGUGGUAUUGACUACAUUACGGUUGGGUUACACCCAGAAUUUGAGAACUCAAGAUGUCUGUUCAUAGUUAGGAAGGACGGUGAGCAAGUUGAUUUUUCAUUCUGGAAGUGCAUCAAAGGUCUCAUACGACAAAAGUACCCCUUGUAUGCAGAUAGUUUCAUUCUCAGACAUUUUCGCAGGAGGCAAGAUUACCGAAUUAGUGACUCGUAAAAUUGUUUCUUGUAAUAUUUCAGUGAUUUUGAUUUUGUCGAUUUGCCCUUAAUGUCCUGUGAUCUUGCAUACGUUCAAGCACACGUGGAAGGUUCUAUUCUAAACAUCUCAUUGGGCUUGAUACAGACCCUUUUCCCGUGUGUGAGAGCUGAAAAAGUAUACAAGGUUAGUCUUGCAGAUGAACUUCGCCUGAACUUUAUAGCACAGUCACUCUUGAGGGUUGUGAACUUGUGAUGAUAUCUGUGUUGACUACAGAAUGGAGUGAUGGUCGGAGCCUGGCUAACUGUUGCAACUCCCUAUUCUUCUGAGCCAUAUGGUGUGAAAUUAAAUUGCUAGCAGAUGUUUCUUCUCUGAUGCUAAGUUGGCGAAUACAUGAGUUUGCAGUUUUGGUGAAAACGAUUGUGUGUUAAAUUUCGUGGUCUCUAGUUGUUGCCUGCGGGCUCGUGGCCCAGGCGAGACUGGCCGAAGAGG
Molecule: messenger RNA, 1438 nt
Organism: Oryza brachyantha (malo sina)
Lineage: Eukaryota; Viridiplantae; Streptophyta; Magnoliopsida; Poales; Poaceae
Product: protein DCL, chloroplastic
Exons: 3
Coding region: 254-967 (237 amino acids)
Biological process (GO): chloroplast organization; chloroplast rRNA processing
Cellular component (GO): chloroplast
Source: RefSeq, a predicted model, not a curated record